AUGGUUCCUAAGACCCUAGUUAUUCUUGCCACGGCCCUGACUGCCACCGCGACCAACGUCCACAACCAGUUUGGCCACAGUGGCUGGAUCCAGGACGAUCAGGGUACCGACGUCGCUCUGAACAACAAAGGCUCUGCCACCGUCGGAGGUGGAUGGGGCUUCUUCUGGGUUUCUGGUUCCGUUUGCAGCAAGAACUCGGUGACCUAUACCUGGCCAUCCAACUAUGGCGACGUCUAUAUCCGUAGCGAUGGCUUCCUUUAUGAUGCUAGUGAUAGGGAGAAGGUAGGGGUCAACGAGGUUGGCAAGAUGUAUGAUUGA
This is a messenger RNA of Penicillium cataractarum, 318 nucleotides long. RefSeq lists its product as uncharacterized. Bases 1 to 318 code for a protein of 105 amino acids. The transcript is spliced from 3 exons. NCBI's taxonomy places the organism in Eukaryota, Fungi, Ascomycota, Eurotiomycetes, Eurotiales, Aspergillaceae. The record is from RefSeq and is a predicted model, not a curated record.